GAUUAAGCACUUGUAGUAAAGAGUAUGAUUCUGUGUUCUGACAUGCAAAAGUGAUUGCUUAUUUGCUUGAUCAAAACGCUUUAUCUACCUUCCUAAUGAAAAUUCGUUGAAAAAAAAAUCGAACAUAUAUUUUAUGGAAAAUAGAUUUUUAUGGACGAUGGUUCUAUGCUGACAAAUUGACCAAGCGGUGCAGAUUGGUGUUCGAUUUGAGUAGGGCGCUCCUCGCUGCUUUUGCCCGUUCACCAUAGAGCGGUGCACCGCGGCUCAGGUUAAUAGAACUCCCUCCGUCUGAAACCGCGUGAGAAAGUUGCUUUUGAGGCAAGCUAACGUUAUAUUUUGUUGUGCUGGUAGUUAUCAAAACAACAAAAACAUUUACGAAACCUUUCUUGCACUACAGCCCCCCCCCCCCAUUUAUUCGAAUACAGGUUAUUCUUCGGUUAACGAAUAUUAAUUUAUACCGAGCAUUCACCACAAGCAAUUGCGGCAACUCAAAUUACAAUUAACUUCUGUCGAUUUGUUUUAGUAGCCUACGCUUCUCAUGACCGCGUUGUGGGUUUGGCUUGUUGACUAACUGGAGUUUCGGGCUAUUUGGAUAUCGCUGCGUGGACAGGAUUACAGUCUACAUGAAUAGGAAGACUAGUAGGAUACUUUUUUUUGUCCUCACCUGUUUUUUUCUCCCUUCUAUGGUUGAUACAUGAUCGUAUGCUGGAGUAGCCUACAGCGAGAGAAAAGGAGAUUCUUACACGCAUCAUUCACCGGAGCACCGCUGAUAAAGAGUUGACGGGAGAUCUAUGAGGACAAAUGGUCGGACGUGUUUGUGUCAUUUAACGGACAGUUUCGGAAGGAGCUAGGAUGAAUUUAUCGUAAUCUGGAGCAUCCCCGCGCCUGUCCCUAUUUUGUUAGCAGACGGGUUUAUCAGGAACCGGGCAUCUGCCGAGGUAGAACGAUGUAUCCCCAGGGUCGACACCCGACACCCCACCAGGCCCCAGGCCAACCUUUCAAAUUCACCAUCCCAGAGUCACUGGACCGCAUCAAAGAGGAGUUCCAGUUUCUCCAAGCUCAGUACCACAGUUUGAAAUUGGAGUGUGAGAAGCUGGCCAGUGAGAAGACAGAGAUGCAGAGGCACUAUGUUAUGUACUAUGAAAUGUCUUACGGGCUGAACAUUGAAAUGCACAAACAGACCGAGAUUGCCAAGAGGCUCAAUACCAUCUGUGCACAAGUCAUCCCCUUCCUCUCACAGGAGCACCAACAGCAGGUGAUCCAGGCAGUGGAGAGGGCCAAGCAGGUCACCAUGGGCGAACUCAAUUCUGUCAUCGGGGUACGUGGCCUUCCCGGUCUACCACCCACACAUCAGCAUCUGUCCCACGCGCACGGCCCCCAUGUCCCCCUCACCCCCCACCCGGCUGGGCUCAACCCAGCCCACUUGGGGGGAGGGGCCAGCCUGCUCGCCCUGUCCAGUGCCCUGGGGGCGCCACCGCACCACCUGGUGGGCAAAGAGGACAAGAAACACCCGGCGGAGGCCGAGCAGCUGAGAGAGCAAGAGCCGGGCACAAGUAAUACCCUGCCGGUUGCUGACAGUUUGAGGAACUCAGACAAGCGACGCAACGGACCUGAACUCCCCAACGACACCAAGAAGAGGAAAGUAGAGGACAAGGACUCUAGUCAUUAUGAUAGUGAUGGAGAGAAGAGUGAUGACAACCUGGUGGUGGAUGUAUCCAAUGAGGAUCCUGCCUCCCCUCAUGGUACGCCCCUGCCCUCCCCCAGAGAGAAUGGGCUGGACAAGACACGCCUCCUGAAGAAGGACCCAUCCUGUAGCCCCGCCUCCACAGCCUCCUCUGCAAGCUCCUCCUCCCUCAAGUCCAAAGAGAUGGGAAUGCGUGACAAGCCGGGUACGCCUCAACCGAAGUCGAGCACUCCCACUCACCGAGGAGACUCCACCCCCGGACCCAGUGCCACACCCACUCUCCGCCCCAGCCUAUCCAAGCCCCCCUCCAUGGAGCUACCUCACCCACCUACUCUUGUCUACUCCCUAGCCGCUGGUCUGCGGACUCCGCUGGCGGUGUCAGGGCCGUACCCCGGGCCUUUUGGCAUGCUGCCUCACGCCGCCAUGAAUGGGGAGCUGGCAAGUGCCGGCGCAGGCUACGCCGGCCUCCACAACAUGUCCCCUCAGAUGAGCGCUGCGGCGGCUGCCGCUCUGGCUGCCUACGGACGCUCCCCUAUGGCCGGCUUUGACCCUCAUCCUCACAUGAGAGUCCCUGGAAUGACCCCGAGCUUAUCAGGCAUCCCUGGAGGCAAACCAGCCUACUCCUUCCAUGUUAGCGCCGAUGGACAGAUGCAGCCGGUACCGUUCCCUCCAGAUGCCCUGGUGGGCCCUGGCAUCCCGCGCCAUGCACGCCAGAUCAACACGCUGAACCACGGUGAGGUGGUCUGUGCUGUCACCAUCAGCAACCCCACGCGCCAUGUCUACACAGGCGGCAAGGGCUGCGUCAAGGUCUGGGACAUCAGUCACCCUGGCAACAAGAGUCCUGUGUCCCAACUGGACUGCCUGAACCGAGACAACUAUAUCCGCUCGUGCCGGCUGCUCCCCGACGGCCGGACGCUCAUCGUGGGGGGCGAGGCCAGCACAUUGUCAAUCUGGGACCUAGCCACGCCCACUCCGCGCAUCAAGGCGGAGCUGACCUCCUCAGCCCCGGCCUGCUAUGCCCUGGCCAUCUCCCCUGACUCCAAGGUGUGCUUCUCCUGCUGCAGCGAUGGGAACAUCGCCGUCUGGGACCUGCACAACCAGACCCUGGUCAGACAGUUCCAGGGCCACACAGACGGAGCCAGCUGUAUUGACAUCUCCAACGAUGGGACCAAGCUGUGGACUGGUGGGCUGGACAACACCGUACGCUCCUGGGACCUAAGAGAGGGACGCCAGCUGCAGCAGCACGACUUCACCUCACAGAUCUUUUCUCUGGGGUACUGUCCGACGGGAGAGUGGCUGGCGGUGGGGAUGGAGAGUAGUAAUGUGGAGGUGCUCCAUGUCACCAAGCCAGACAAGUACCAGCUCCACCUCCACGAGAGCUGUGUGCUCUCUCUCCAGUUUGCUUCCUGUGGUAAAUGGUUUGUGAGCACAGGGAAGGAUAACCUGCUGAARGCGUGGAGGACACCGUACGGAGCCAGUAUAUUCCAGUCGAAGGAGUCUUCGUCAGUGCUAAGCUGUGACAUCUCAGUGGAUGAUAAGUACAUAGUUACAGGUUCUGGAGAUAAGAAGGCCACUGUCUAUGAAGUCAUCUACUAGACUGCACUGAACAUUCUCUAUACAUGACCAUUCAUGGGCAGAGCUUCCAGAACAAUUGAUGAUGGACAGACGGGCGGAUGUAUGCAUGGAUAUAGAGAGAUGGACCGAAACCUCAUUAUAGACAGAUGGACAGAAAGGCGGACCGAAACCUCAGAGGUGCCGAAUUAAUGGCAUUGUAGUUUAUUUUUACAGACAAAGAAUGUGAAUGGCCAGGUGACCUCUACCAUUUGUGACCUCUGACCUCAGCUUGCUCUUCUUUCAGACAUGACUUUCCACUCAGACCUUUCACACCCUAGUACUGUGUCCUUUCCUACAUGUCUGCUAUUGCUAUUGUGUAAUUAUUUUUCUUUUCUUUGUAUUUUAUCGGUCGAGUACUUGUAAAAAGUGUAUAUAUUUGUUUUCUUACAGUAAUUGCUUUAGAAAUAACAAAUGUUUGGUAUGUCUUUUACAUGGAAAAUAUCUAACCAGGAAAAAACACUAAAUGGUCUUAAUGCUAGCUAAUAUAAAUCAAUUGAAAUGUCUAGACAAUAAAUGUUCUUUUUGUUCUAACAAAUGU
Molecule: messenger RNA, 3836 nt
Organism: Salvelinus sp. IW2-2015
Lineage: Eukaryota; Metazoa; Chordata; Actinopteri; Salmoniformes; Salmonidae
Product: transducin-like enhancer protein 1
Biological process (GO): negative regulation of canonical Wnt signaling pathway; regulation of DNA-templated transcription
Cellular component (GO): nucleus; transcription regulator complex
Molecular function (GO): protein binding; transcription corepressor activity
Source: RefSeq, a predicted model, not a curated record